Spinacia oleracea (spinach) is the source of this 1684-nucleotide messenger RNA. RefSeq names its product bystin. Lineage: Eukaryota; Viridiplantae; Streptophyta; Magnoliopsida; Caryophyllales; Amaranthaceae. Bases 152 to 1492 code for a protein of 446 amino acids. The record is from RefSeq and is a predicted model, not a curated record. The transcript has 11 exons. Gene Ontology annotation, biological process: rRNA processing. Gene Ontology annotation, cellular component: preribosome, small subunit precursor; nucleolus; cytoplasm. Gene Ontology annotation, molecular function: snoRNA binding.
CUUUCCACCCUCCCCCCUUAAACCCUAACAACAGAAGCAGCUUCUUUUAGUUUUAGUUGUAGUCGUAGUUGUGUCUGUAGUCGCCGGCGCCUCUCCUAACGACCUCUCCUUCUCUGCUCUGCCGUCAAAUAUCCGGGAAGAAGAGAGAAAAAUGGCGGGGAAGAAGAGAGCAAACGAAAGGAUGGUUAAUCCACAGAAGUUCCUCGCCGAACAACCCACCGCCGUUUCUAAGAAACGCUCUAAACCUUCCAAACGCCACCAGGAAGGAGAAGAGAUGAUUUCCAACAAUAUGAGCGAUAAAAUCCUCAAGGAAGCAUUUAAACAGCAAAAAGAAAUAGUAGAUGAGGAAAAUGACGAGAAAACUCCGGGCAUCGCCAUGUUUUCUGCUGUUGAUGUUCCGGUUGAUGAGGAUGAGGAAGAAGACAUUGAUGACCAUGCUGGUUUCCUUGAAACCCGAAACCAGAUUGAGGACUUUGAGGAUCAAAUUAAUGAAGAGGAUGAGAAAUUGUUGGAGGCUUUUUUGUCGAAAGAUGCUGGUCCACAGUGUACACUUGGAGAUGUUAUUGCUGCUCGUAUUAAAGACCAAGAUGCUAAUGUGUCCUCUGAUAGCAGACCGGUUCCCAAAUUAGAUAGCCAUCUCAUAGAGACAUACAAAGGGGUGGGGAAGUUCUUAAGCACUUAUACUUCAGGGAAGAUACCAAAAGCAGUUAAACUUAUUCCUAAUACUUCGUGUUGGGAGGAAUUGCUAUACCUAACUGAACCUGAAAAAUGGUCGCCCGGCGCAGUAUUCCAGGUUACUAGAAUAUUUGCUUCCAACAUGAGUAGGAUGAAGGCUGAAAGGUUUUACAAACUCGUGCUUCUUCCUCGAGUUAGGGAAGACAUAAGAAAGCAUAAAAGGUUGCAUUUUGAGUUAUAUCAAACUUUGAAGAAAGCUCUGUACAAGCCAUCUGCUUUCAUUAAAGGGAUAUUAUUCCCCAUUUUUAAGUCUGGAAAUUGUAAUCUUCGGGAAGCAGUUAUCAUAGGAAGUGUGAUACAGAAAAUGUCCAUUCCUCCAGAUCAUUCAAGUGUUGCGUUGAUGAGGCUAGCCGAGAUGGAAUAUUGUGGGACUACCAGCUAUAUAAUCAAGAUUUUUAUUGACAAGAAGUAUGCUUUGCCUUAUCGGGUGCUGGAUGCUUUGGUUGCUCAUUUCAUGAGAUUUGUAGAAGACUCAAGGGUUAUGCCAGUGAUCUGGCAUCAGACUCUUCUUGCCUUUGUUCAAAGAUACAAACAUGAACUGCAGAAAGAAGACAAAGACAAUCUUAAUAAAUUAUUGCAAAACCAAACACACUAUUUGGUAACACCUGAGAUUUCAAGAGAGCUUAAUAAUAGCCGUAACCGUGGUGAAAAAGAGGAGGAUAAUAUGCUGAUUUCCUCUCCAGUAUCUGUUAUCAAUAAAACGAUCCAGGAGGACAGGUUUGAUAUUCCAGAAGUGCCGAUGGAAGAGGAUGACUAAAUGAGUUGAUAAUUUCACCUCAUCAAUCUUGUCCAUGUGACUUGUGAGCUUGACCAUCCCAAAAUUUUGAUUCUUUUUUUUUAUCAUUAUAUUAUGUAAAAUUCUAUAUCUGUUAUCAUGUAUAAACACAACACUGAAAAGUUUUGUUUGCAAUGCUAUGAAAUGACUAACUGAAUAUUUGCAUAUGUGCAA